AUGUCUUCCAUUUCUCUGGCUCUUCUUUCAUUCCUUCCUCAUCUCAUCAUUCUUACAGCCCAGCAAGACGACAUCACCGCCAAGCUUAACUUCAGCCAAUUCAUACAGUGGGACUGCUUCGAUGAAAAUGGAAACCAGUACCCAGAUGCAAGCACCUACGGCUUCAACCUCUAUAGCCUUCUUUACUCUAACCUCACUUCCGACCCAAACACUGACUAUGGCUUCUUCAUUAAGUCUCAGGAUCAUGUUCCCGACCUAGUUAGGGCAAUCGGGCUCUGUAGAGGAGAUAUCACGCCAGACGCUUGUCGUAGUUGCCUUCACAUCGCACCUUCACUUCUCCUAAAGGAAUGCCCAAAUCAAAAGGAAGCGAUGGGAUACAACGACGGAUGCAUGUUACGAUACUCAAACCAGUCAAUAUUUGGGUCAUAUCGGAAACCUGACUACUACCUUCAAUAUCACAAUGAAGAUAAUGCAACGGAAGCGAGCUUCAAUAGAAUCGCUAAUGAUCAGGUGCAGAAUCUGACAAGAAAAGCUGCGGUUGGUGACUCCCGUCGCAAGUUUGCUGCAUCAGGUACGGAUGGGGCUUUCCAAGAACCUGUUUAUGGUCUUGUUCAGUGCACUCCUGAUUUGAUUGCGCAUGAGUGCAACAAUUGCUGGUGCAAGGUUGUCAAACUGAGCUGCAGUGUUAGAUAUGAGAAGUAUCCCUUCUAUGAUAUCAAUUCACUGCAACCAUCUCCUCCAUCUACGGUUAAUGCAACUUCUUCACCAGGAGACAGCAGCAGGUCAAGAAUUGUCAUAAUUAGCUUGGCUGUUCUGGCGGUUGCAUUUAUCAUAGUUCUCUCCUCCAUCUGCGCCUAUUCUCCGAUUAUGAAAACAAAGAAAACCAUUGAAAUUAAACUUGAAGAUAAUCAAGAUGAAAUCACGCCAAUUGAGUCAUUACAAUUCCACUUUCAUACCAUCAGACUUGCGACAGAUAACUUUUCUAUUGAAAAUAAGCUCGGACAAGGAGGAUUUAGACAAGUAUAUAAGGGUAGGCUCUCUAAUGGAAGAGAAAUCGCUGUCAAAAGGCUGUCCAUGGAUUCUGGGCAAGGAGACUCUGAAUUUAAGAAUGAAGUAUUGUUGGUGGCCAAGCUUCAACACCGCAAUUUAGCAUGGAAAAGUUGGAGGGAAGGACAACCUCAAAUAUAGUAGAUUCAUUAUUAAGUGAUGGAUCAAUAAAGGAAAUGACAAGAUGUAUACACAUUGGUUUACUAUGCAUUCAAGAAAAUAUAGGAAACAGGCCGACCAUAGCUGACAUUGCACUUAUGCUCAGCAGCCACUCAUUCUCUCUCCCUUUACCUUCAUAGCUUGUAUUCUUAAUGAAUUACAGAACUUUACCAGACAUGAGUUUGAGGGAGUGUAGUUCAGGAGUGACAAGGUCCACUGAACGUGACACUACUAGCUCUAUUCAAGCAUUAAGUAAACGAGAAUAUAACUUUGUUCAAGCAUCUGAAAUUGUAACCUCAGUGAAUCCUGAGCAACAUUCUCGCUAGGUGUUGUCCUUGAAGGUUAUAUAUAUAUAUAUAUAUAUAUGUUUGGUUUGCUCAA
Messenger RNA from Prosopis cineraria, 1587 nucleotides. Its product is annotated as cysteine-rich receptor-like protein kinase 10. The record is from RefSeq and is a predicted model, not a curated record. The transcript has 6 exons. Bases 1 to 1188 code for a protein of 395 amino acids. Gene Ontology annotation, molecular function: ATP binding; protein kinase activity. NCBI's taxonomy places the organism in Eukaryota, Viridiplantae, Streptophyta, Magnoliopsida, Fabales, Fabaceae. Gene Ontology annotation, biological process: protein phosphorylation.